GGUAAACAAGGUCAAAAACGUGGUUUGCGUAGUUUUUGCUGCAGAGUAGGCCUAUAGUGAGGCGAAAAAGCAGAUAUGAAUUUUCACAAGAUCACUAGAGGCCUAUCUGUUUUCAUUCCACGAUGUAGAGUAUUGCUACAGUCAGAGAAAGCAUCAAAAAUCGCAAGAUCAGUUGGGUUUCUACAGACGACUCUUGAACCACAUAUCCUGCCUGCUGCAAGUUUCUGUGCAUCAAUUUAUAACAGAAAGUCAGUGUUUCUAAAAUUGGAGAGUGUGCCCUCAAAUGCAACUGAAGAAGACAUUAGAGGAUUUUUUACUGGUAUUGAUAUUGAAGAAGUAUUAUUUCAGUUUUACGAUCAUGGUGGGACUAAAAUGGUUUUCGUAAAAGUACCAGAAAACAAUGUUCCAGAAUUCGAAGCUCUAGCAAAAGAUAAAGCAUUUUGGGGGGAACAAACUAUAAGUGUGGAGAAAGAACUAAAUGAUGAUAACAGACAAAUGAUUGAUGAACUCCAAAGAGAAAAAGAAUUACAGGAAGCUCAAAUAUGUCCCAGUCAGUUUUUGUACUUCAAGAUAGAACCUGUGGACUUGACAACAACCGAAGAAGAUGUUAGAAAAUUCUUCGCUGGUGUUGACAUAAAAGAAGUGUUAUUGGAGCUGGACAAUGUGUACUUUGGGAGGGUAUAUAUAAAAGCAUCAGAUGCAAGUGCUGCGACAGUUCUGGCAUACGACGGUGAAUUUAUUGGAGAUCGUUGCGUGACCGUGAAGAUAAAUCAUAAGAAUCAAGUUUAUGACAUUGCUGCACUUCAUGCAAGAAAACGGAGAAAGGAAAUUCUGACAGGAGAAGGAGAGAACGAUAUGACAUACAUCGCUCUGGGAAGAAUUCCAAAAAGUACCAAACUUUCUGAAGUUGAGGACUUCAUAGGUGUGCCUACAUAUGAAGUGGUAGUAGGCCUGAGAGGUCACCGCCUCGUCAACAUAAGGCUUACUUAUUGCUUGAUUCACAAGGAACAUUUAGAUGAAGCUUUGAAAAAACACAAGGAAUGUAUUGGUGAUCGAUACAUCACAGUGCGCAAGGCUACUUUAGAUGAUCUGGUUGCUCUGACACAUGCCACGCACCUUAUGUAUUGAUGAAAUAUUGAUUCAGUGAAUUCAAGAACAUAUUCAUAUAGAUGACAGCAAGAAACUUGCCAGACAUUGACGUAUCUGUCCAUCCAGCGAUCCGCAAAUGCACUGAGAGGGUGCCACAAAUAUUUCCUCUCGGAUACUGAGCCCUUGCUUUACAGACUGGUGUUCCAUUCAAUUUGUGUAUCUGUAUCAUCGCCACAGUCACAGAUGUCUGAUCUGUUCUAGAGGAGUCGUAUUUUGAUCUUGAUCAGAAAGUUUUUCAUAACACUUAAGUGAUGCAAAUGCAUGUGUGUAAGAGAGAAAGAGAAAGGGAGAGAGAGUUUUUGUGUCGCCUGCAACGUGAGGCGACAUAUAGGUAUUACUUUGUCGGCGUCGUCGGUUGCGUCGUCCAAAACAAGGUUUCCGUACGAUAACUUGAGUUCCCUUGGGUUGAUUGAACAUGGUACGCAUAUACCAUAUGAAUAUAGCUCGAAUAAGUUCGCAUUUCAGAAGUUUACAUGCAUUUUUAGGUCACCUGAGACAAAGUUUAUUAUGGUUUAUAAU
Mizuhopecten yessoensis (Yesso scallop) is the source of this 1668-nucleotide messenger RNA. RefSeq lists its product as uncharacterized. Bases 76 to 1128 code for a protein of 350 amino acids. The record is from RefSeq and is a predicted model, not a curated record. The transcript is spliced from 14 exons. Gene Ontology annotation, molecular function: nucleic acid binding. Lineage: Eukaryota; Metazoa; Mollusca; Bivalvia; Pectinida; Pectinidae. Gene Ontology annotation, cellular component: ribonucleoprotein complex.